AUGCGACGUCAUUUGUUUGAUAUGUUAUCUCGAGGUGUAUUGGAACUUUUCCCAUCAACUAACACCGCAAGAAGAGCUGGCCGGCCACCAGCAAAUUUGUUCCUUAAUAUACUAGCAAAGAAAGAAAAAUAUAAUACGCAGAUAUUUGAAAGUCUAACGUUUACAAGUAGUACGCAGAUAUUUGAAAGUCCAACGUUUACAGGUAGUACGCAGAUAAUUGAAAGUUCAACAUUUACAGAUGAAUCACAGAAAGACAAAAAUCCGACCAUUGACUGUUUAGCACUUACGUAUAGUACUCAAGAAAAACCAAAUCCUACAUUAAGACAUGCCAACAACGAACAUACUGGGUCCGGCCAAGCCAAACGUAGAAGAAAAAAUACUGAUUACACACAGACUAAGCAAAUACGAAACACUGAGAGCCACAGAGCCACUCGUCAGAUUCCCGACAUUAGACAGGCAGAACAGCAGCGAGACACGCAGGAUCACCGCAUAACUCGGGAAAACCCAGUCUUCCGUGAUAUAGAGCAACGGCGUGAUACCCAGGCUCACCAAAUAGCUCGCGAAGAUCCACAUUAUUCACAAAUUGAACGAGCUAGUGACACCAGAACUCGACAAUCGGCGUGUUGUAAUUCUAUUAAUGAAACUAAUAAAGCAUUCUAUUUCGACUAA
Molecule: messenger RNA, 669 nt
Organism: Parnassius apollo (apollo)
Lineage: Eukaryota; Metazoa; Arthropoda; Insecta; Lepidoptera; Papilionidae
Source: the annotation of a GenBank genome assembly